GACGGUAACUUUUCUUGUACCGUGUGUUACCAAGAACGGUGUUUAUGUUCCCCAGUUUGUAUAUCAAGUUGUUGACUUCUUCGAGAAGGUGUUAAGUGCUUCUGGUGCAAGGCCGGGCAAGGUCGCUUCGUUCGAUAUAUUUUUAGAUCUACGAUCGGAUCCUAAUAAUAGACGAUAAUGGCUUUAUACAUGCGAUUAUUCAGUACAUCUUUAUUCAUCCUCUUCCACGUAGCGGCAGCCCCACAGAAUACAAAAAACGAAAUUGAAAACACGAGGCAGCAAAGAUCCUUCCCUUUCUACGACUACUACCAACCCGAAGGAUUAGAUUACAACUACGAAAUUGAGCAAGAGGAUUUCGUACCCGAAGAGCUAGAAGAAAACGAGUUGAGCAGCAGGACCCUUCCAUCUCGUAAACGUUACAACGCCCGUCCGCAAUUUAACUCCCCAAUUUAUUACAUCCGAAUGCCUCCCCAACCUUACAUGUUUGUGCCGAACCUCGGAUACGUAUCGCAACCGCCCGCUCAUCCCCUCAACCAGUUCCUUAACGUCCCGGUAAGCUUCCUCGCGAACGGGAAACCCUCGUCGAUUUAUCAGUGGAGCGGCGCUUUCGACCACUUCUCGGCACCGCCGCCGACCACGCCGAAACCGAAGCCGGCUAAGCCGGACUCGAACGUCCACCGACUACCGGGACAGUACAACUUCAACGGCAAACCCGAGGACAUCUACGUCUUGCAAGACUCGUAUAAUUCGCUUUAUAACGACGCCUUACAAAAUUUCUACCCUUGAACAUUGCUAACGUAGUUAGAUUUAACGGUUGUGAAAGAUCCAUUUUUAACCAUAAGGUGCGCAACUUAUUUAUUUACGCUCAAACUUGUUCUCGCCGACUUAGGUAACAGUGUGUCGUAUGUCCCCCCCAAAAACCAUAGGCUUUGUACUAUCGAUGAACAAUCGUAAUUUCACUCUUCUGCUUUUUAAUUUAGUUAGCGCUCAUCUACUUAACAUAGUUAUAAACGUGAAUAAGUGUGAGUGAUUGAUUAAACAUGUAAAUACUAGAAGUGUGCACAUUGCAAAUGAGACAAAAUGAAACCAAAAACGUUACAAGAAUUGUGAUUAUUUAAUUUAAUUACUUCUAAUCACAUUAAUUGGAUGAAAUUCGUAUAGAUAUAUUAUUUACUCUAGCUAGUUAUAUUUAU
Photinus pyralis (common eastern firefly) is the source of this 1193-nucleotide messenger RNA. RefSeq lists its product as uncharacterized. The record is from RefSeq and is a predicted model, not a curated record. The transcript has 2 exons. NCBI's taxonomy places the organism in Eukaryota, Metazoa, Arthropoda, Insecta, Coleoptera, Lampyridae. The coding region runs from base 178 to 786 and encodes 202 amino acids.